Molecule: messenger RNA, 1860 nt
Organism: Enhydra lutris kenyoni (northern sea otter)
Lineage: Eukaryota; Metazoa; Chordata; Mammalia; Carnivora; Mustelidae
Product: exonuclease 3'-5' domain containing 1
Exons: 12
Coding region: 151-1860 (569 amino acids)
Biological process (GO): nucleobase-containing compound metabolic process
Molecular function (GO): 3'-5' exonuclease activity; nucleic acid binding
Source: RefSeq, a predicted model, not a curated record
AGGAAGUCGAGCUUCAUUUGGCUGAAAUUGGGACAGGAUUUCCCAAACUUCCUUCGGGGAAAAAAUAACCUAACGGUGGACGAGAUUGAAUUCCUAGCUGUUUGGAUACUUAAAGAAGAUAUUUGAAGACUGCUUUUGGAAUCGAAUAGCAUGGAUCCCAGCAGUGACUAUCAUUUCCUCAAUCAGAUUUUGUGGAGAAGGGUGAAACUCACUUUGGUUUCUGGCGUAUUUGAGGGAGUUCUCCAGCAUGUGGAUCCUAACAAGAUUGUUGUCCUGAAGAAAGUGAAGAAUGUGGAGACUGGUCGAAGUGUUCCAGGAGUGAAGAUGUUUUUUGGGCAUGAGAUUCUGAACGUGGAACUGCUGGAUGAAGUGGAACAAGGUGCGAUGAGAGAAAAGGCAUCUUCUGUCAGUCUAAAUACAGAAAGAACCAGGAUGGAUAAAGGUGAAGACCUGAACAUAUGUGAGUCUCUUUCUCCUGCCUCUGAGCCGCCAACCACCUCUCUGCUGAGUGACCUCAAGUUCAGCCUAUCAGAGGAAGAGGAGGUAACAUACACAGUCAUUGAUCAGUUCCAGCAGAAGUUUGGUGCUGCAAUGCUCCACAUCAAGAAGCAGAGUGUCCUGAGUGUGGCAGCAGAAGGUGCUAAUGUGUGUCGUCAUGGGAAACUAUGUUGGCUUCAGGUGGCCACAAAUAGCCGAGUUUACUUAUUUGAUAUUUUCCUUCUGGGAAGUCGUGCUUUCAACAAUGGACUUCAGAUGGUAUUAGAAGACAAGAGAAUUUUGAAGGUUAUCCACGAUUGUCGUUGGCUUUCUGAUUGCCUCUCUCAUCAGUAUGGAAUUUUGCUGAAUAAUGUCUUUGACACACAGGUAGCAGAUGUCCUUCAAUUUUCCAUGGAAACAGGUGGCUUUCUUCCAAACUGCAUCAGUUCUUUACAGGAGAGUUUAAUCAGACACCUUAAGGUAGCCCCUAAAUAUCUCUCCUUUCUGGAAGAAAGACAGAAAUUGAUUCAGGAAAAUCCAGAAGUGUGGUUCACACGACCUCUUUCACCCUCCUUACUGAAAAUUUUGGCCCUGGAAGCUACCUAUCUACUACCCCUUCGUCUGGUACUCCUGGAUGAGAUGAUGUCUGACCUAACCACCCUUGUGGAUGGGUACCUGAACACUUACCGAGAAGGGUCUGCAGACCGCCUGGGGGGCACAGAGCCUACAUGUAUGGAGCUUCCAGAAGAACUGCUUCAACUCAAGGACUUCCAGAAGCAGCGCAGAGAGAGAGCUGCAAGAGAAUAUAGGGUGAAUGCACAGGGACUCCUAAUAAGGACAGGGAUAUGUCCAAAGAAAUCAGUGACAGAGACAGUGGGGAAAGAGGGGAAAGGGGGGGUUUCAUUGCUUUGUAAGAACUCUACGCCAGAUAAAACUCCAGGUUUUACAUCUCAUCAGGAUGGAAAUUUGCUGAUAGAAAAAUCUAAAAAUAAACAAACUCUGACAGAAUCUCAACAUCAACCUCCCAUGAAGGAAGAAACCAGUGAGGAUGGUGUCAACAAACUCAUUUGCCCUGAGCCAGAGGGGCUAGAGGACCAGGGGAGAAUAAUUCAAAAAGAACACGGUAAGAUACCCAAACAGGAAUUUCAGACAAGUUUAUUUUUGAAAGAGGAGAUAGAACAGUUACUGAUGCUGGAAAACAAGGAAGACCUAAAAUGCACAAAACAAGAUGUUUCAGUGUCUCCUUCCCUUCCUCAGGAAACCAGAGUGUCUCCAAGUGACACCUUUCAUCCUUUUAGAAAGGCUGUGCUUCCCACACUUCCUCCCUGUCCAGCCUUGGAGAAAACCGAUUCUUGGAUUAAUCUCUCUCCAAAUUUAUCUUAG